UACUGUAUUACUAGAAAGAAUGGGAGGAGAGAAGAAGCACAAAGGAACUUCCUCUUCCGGAAUACUAACGGACACGAGAGGAGAGUGGCGUGCAGAGAGGUUCCUGCGCCUUUUCCAAGGAUCAUUCGAAGCCUCAGCUGGCAGACAAAGAAGAUGCCAAUAAGACCACUCCGGACAACUGAGAAUAACAAGGAACGUUAAAGAGGAAAGCAAAUCAAUCCAGAAAUUGUGUUCUAGGAUCAUGUGAUCCCUUUUUGCAGCUGCACAGAUGUGUCAAUUGUGGGAAAAGUGCAGAUUUCAAAUCACAACGGAGUAUGCACAAAAUGAUCCACAUUGGAGAAAAGUAAUACUAAUGUGGCCAAAGUUUUGGUUAGAACAGCUCCCUGGUGGUUCAUAGGUGGACCCACAUAGGAGAGGAGCCCUACAAGUGCUCCCAAUGUAUUGAGUAUGGCAGCUUGGUAAUACAUUAGAGAACUCACACCAGGGAAAAACCUUUUGAAUGCGCUGUUUGUUGGAAAAGUUUUGGUCUGAACUCCAGCCUGGUGAUAAACUAGAUGAUGCCCACCAAAAAGAAAUCAUAUGAGUGUCCUGAUUGCAGGAAAUGUUUCACUGCAAAUUCCCUCCUUGUGAUGCACCAGAGAACACAUACAGGAGAGAAACCUUUUGAAUGUCCUGCAUGUGGGAAAAGUUUCCGUCAGAAGUCCCACCUGGUGGUACACCAGAAGAUUCACACAGGAGAGAAACCAUUUGAAUGUCCUGAUUGUGGGAAAAGUUUCAUUCAGAAUUCUCACCUGGCAAAACACCAGAGGACUCACACAGAAGAGAAACCAUAUGAGUGUCCAGUUUGUGGGAAAAGUUUCAGUCAUAAUUCCCACCUGAUGGCACACCAGAGGAUUCAUACAGGAGAGAAACCAUUUGAAUGUCCUGAUUGUGGGAAACGUUUCAGUCAGAAUUCUGGCCUGUUGAAGCACCAGAGGACUCACACAGGAGAAAAACCUUUUGAAUGUCCUCUUUGUGGGAAAAGUUUCAGUCAGAAUAUCAACCUGGUGAACCAUCAGAGGACUCACACAGGAGAGAAACCCUUUGAAUGUCCUGAUUGUGGGAAAAGUUUCAGACACAACUCCAACCUAGUGUUUCACCAGAAGACUCACACAAGAGGUAAACUCUUCGAAUGUCCUGAUUGUGGGAAAAGUUUCAGACACAACUCCAGCCUAUUGUUUCACCAGAUGACUCACACAGGAGAGAAACCCUUUGAAUGUGCUCUUUGUGGGAAAAGUUUCAGUCAUAAUUGGCAACUGGUGAUACACCAGAGGACUCACACAGGAGAGAAACCAUAUGAGUGCCCGGUUUGUGGGAAAAGUUUCAGACAGAAUUCCCACCUGGUGAUACACCAGAGGACUCAUACAGGAGAGAAACCAUUUCAAUGUGCUCUUUGUGGGAAAAGUUUCAGACACAGUUCCCAACUGGUGAUACACCAGAGGACUCACACAGGAGAGAAGCCGUAUGAGUGUCCUGUUUGUGGGGAAAGUUUCAUUGACAAUUCCAGAUUGUUCAUGAGUCACCAGAGGAUUCAUACAGGAGAUAAACCCUUUGAAUGCACUUUCUGUGGGAAAAGGUUCAGUCACCAAAGCCGCCUGGUGACACACCAGAGGACUCACACUGGAGAGAAACCGUAUGAGUGCCCUCUUUGUGGCAAACGUUUCAGUCAGAAUUCCAACCUUAUUGGCCACCAGAGGACUCACACAGGAGAGAAACCCUUUGAAUGUCCUGAUUGUGGGAAAUAUUUCAUUAGCAAUUCCAAUCUCAUAAAACACCAGAGGACUCACACAGGAGAGAAACCCUUUGAAUGUCUAGACUGUGGGAAAAGUUUCAGUCAUAAUUCCAGCCUGGUGAUACACCAGAAGACUCACACAGGAGAGAAACCCUCUGAAUGUCCUGAUUGUGGGAAAACUUUCAUUACAGAAUUACAGCUCACAAAUCACCAGAUGACACACACAGGAGAGAAAGCUUUUGAAUGUCCUGACUGUGGGAAAAGUUUCAGUCGUACUUCCAGCCUGGCUAAACACCAGAGGAUUCACACAGGGGAGAAACCAUAUAAGUGUCCUGUUUGUGGCAAAAGUUUCAGUUGGAAUUGCUACAUGGUGAAACACCAGAGGACUCACACAGGAGAGAAACCGUAUGAGUGUCCUGUUUGUGGCAAAAGUUUCAGUCAGAAUUCCAACCUGAUGAUACAUCAGAGGACUCACACAGGAGAGAAACCGUAUGAGUGUCCUGUUUGUGGCAAAAGUUUCAGUCUGAAUUCCCACCUGGUGAUACACCAGAGAACUCACAUGGGAGAAACUUUUCUAAUGUCCAAUCUUUGGACAGCACUUUAGGCCUAGAUAACUCCUUAUCGCAGGGGUGUCAAACUCUUAUUUCAUUGAGGGCUGCAUCAGGUUUGUGUUUGACCUUGGGAGGCCAGGGUGGAUGUGGCUAUCUUGACAUCACUCAUGUCGGGGGUACCUGUGGUGGGCGAGAGCUUUGCCAACAAAAACGAGUUCCUGAGCUCUGUUUUCGCUGCGACAGCCUCCUGCAACCCUCUGCCAGCAAAAACAGAGCUCAGGAGAGCUGCAUUGCAGCCCUUGUGAGUUCCAUUUUCACUGGCAGAGGCACCAUGGGCCAGUCCUUCGCUGUUUCCAGGGCAGCCUCACAGGCCAGAUCUAAGCACCCCGUGGGCUGGAUCUGGCCCCUGGGCCUUCAGUUUGACACCCCUGCCUUAUUGCAUAUAACUAAAUUCAUAUGAGGCCAAAGUUAAUGAGUUUAGAGAAGGUUUGAAUUUCAUUUCUGAACUCCCGUUAAGAGUGUAGGUGAGAAAUAGACUCUGGAUAUUGGCCUGAUCCUUUUUAGUCAACACAUUGCAGGUUUAUACCUGUAGUUGGAGAGAGAAAAAAUGUGAAAUCUGUUUGAUAAAGGUGAACUACCUGUUUCUAGAUAUCAUAUAUUGGUUGUGGAGUUCCACAAUGUGGAGUUUCUCUCUUCUACUUUUUUGAGCUUCAGAUUAGGAGUGCCAUAAUUCCCCAGCCACCAUACAAGUAGUCCGCGAGAUACAACUGCAAAUUUUGGUUGCAUGUGUUCUAACCUAGGCUUCUCAGGAUCAUGAAGCAGACUCCUCGUUCCAGUAAAACCCCUUUUAUUUAGGUUAAAGUGAAUUC
Messenger RNA from Notechis scutatus (mainland tiger snake), 3191 nucleotides. NCBI's taxonomy places the organism in Eukaryota, Metazoa, Chordata, Lepidosauria, Squamata, Elapidae. The record is from RefSeq and is a predicted model, not a curated record.